Messenger RNA from Aspergillus viridinutans, 669 nucleotides. Its product is annotated as ESCRT-III subunit protein SNF7. Gene Ontology annotation, cellular component: cytoplasmic side of plasma membrane; multivesicular body; ESCRT III complex. The transcript is spliced from 4 exons. NCBI's taxonomy places the organism in Eukaryota, Fungi, Ascomycota, Eurotiomycetes, Eurotiales, Aspergillaceae. Gene Ontology annotation, biological process: late endosome to vacuole transport via multivesicular body sorting pathway; vesicle budding from membrane. The record is from RefSeq and is a predicted model, not a curated record. The coding region runs from base 1 to 669 and encodes 222 amino acids.
AUGUGGUCCUGGUUCGGCGGUGCUGCCGCUCAGAAGCGCAAGGAUGCGCCCAAGAACGCGAUCCUCCUGCUGCGAGAGCAGCUGGACAUGCUGCAGAAGAGAGAAAAGCACCUGGAGCAUCUGAUGGAGGAACAAGAGGCAGUCGCUCGAAAGAACGUCUCGACAAAUAAGAAUGCUGCCAAAGCCGCUCUGCGAAGGAAAAAGGUCCACGAGAAGAACCUCGAACAGACAACCGCGCAGAUCGCCCAGCUCGAACAGCAGAUCUACUCGAUCGAAGCGGCGAAUAUCAACCAGGAGACGCUGAACGCAAUGAAGGCGGCCGGUGCUGCCAUGACACAGAUCCAUGGUUCGAUGACGAUCGACAAGGUCGACGAGACGAUGGAUCAACUCCGGGAACAACACCAACUCAGCGAGGAAAUCGCACAGGUCAUCACGAACAACCCUCUGGGCGAGCAGCCCGACGAGACCGAACUGGAGGCGGAACUCGAGGGUCUCGAACAGGAGGUCAUGGACGAGCGCAUGCUCAAGACCGGGUCGGUGCCCGUCGCCGAUCUCAACCGGUUACCUGCCGCCGGCAACAGAGAGCUCGAAGCCAAAACAAAGCAGGCGGAAGAGGAAGACGAGGAGGCAGAACUGGAGAAGCUGCGCGCGGAGAUGGCCAUGAGCUGA